Messenger RNA from Fopius arisanus, 2345 nucleotides. RefSeq names its product net (gene net). The coding region runs from base 352 to 1533 and encodes 393 amino acids. Gene Ontology annotation, molecular function: DNA-binding transcription factor activity, RNA polymerase II-specific; E-box binding; protein dimerization activity. Gene Ontology annotation, biological process: positive regulation of transcription by RNA polymerase II; axon development; sensory organ development. Gene Ontology annotation, cellular component: nucleus. The transcript has 2 exons. The record is from RefSeq and is a predicted model, not a curated record. NCBI's taxonomy places the organism in Eukaryota, Metazoa, Arthropoda, Insecta, Hymenoptera, Braconidae.
ACGAGAACGCAUCUACCGCUUAAGCCAUCUAAUACACUAAAGUCGAAGUUACGACAAUUUCAGAGUUACUUCGAGCUUAACAUCCACAUUUUGCAAGUUUAUCUCGAGUGUUUUCGAGGAGUUCCUGAUUAGUUCGAUUUGAAUUUGUGAAUACUUCGAUUGGAAAGGAUUUCUGUUUGUGGAGCCAAACUGGAUUAAUUGAGACUUGUGGAUAUUUUUUGUGAUUCUUUUAAAAAAAAAUUCACUGGCCUGUGGGUUUAUGGAGUUUGUGGAUUUUUAUACGAGUGAGGGAAUUUUGAGGGCUGUUGGGUUUUGAGGGGUGAGGUGACGUGCACUUUGGAUUUUGAUGCGAUGAGCCGCCACGUGGUUGAGAGUAGUAGCGAGUUGUCGGCGUUUAUGAAAGCAGGUGUAAUGGCAGGUACAGAGAGGGACGCUGGUUUCUGCAGCGGUGGUGACGAGGACGACAUGUCAGGUCUCCACUCUCCAAGUGCCUCUGAAGACAGUGUCGAAGUCCAGAUAUCCCCAAUUUCCCUGAGGAACAAGCGAAAGUUAGCGGAACCACGAAAGCUUCAGGAGCAAUCGACAGCCCCCCUGAAGAAGCGUCGAUUCGAUCUCAUCCAGGAAUCAUCGACAGUCGUCGACGAAGAGUCGAGACCACCAAAUACACCAUCGCCUUCGCCAUUUCGUCCUUGGAGCAGUCCGGCCAAGCCGACAGAAUCCAAAACUCAGACUGCCCUGAAGCCAUCCGAGUUCUCUCGUAAAACGUCCGAGAACUACCUGACGACUGACCUCAGGAUUCAAGAGGAGAGAUGGCGACAGGAGGAGGCGAGGAGACGCGAAGAAGAGGCCCAGAGGCAGCAUGAGGCGAGAAUCCAAGAGGAAGUUCUUGCUAGGCUCCAGGAGUCCGAAGCGAGAAGAACAACAUCACCAGUUUCGUCCCAAACGUCGAGUUCUUCUGUCACAUCUUCACAAAGUCGAGAGAGACAGAGGUUCCAACCACCACCACCACCUCCACCACCACCAGCACCACUCAGAUUGCAGGAAGAACCUCUGGCAUUGGUUUUGAGAGGAGAGCCACCAAGAGUACCAGCGCAUCCAGCUGUCAAUGGUAGCUUCGAACGCAGUUCAACGUUCCCUGUGUGCAUAGCUGAGCCAACGUUUUCCGAUAGCUCGAGGGAUGGCAGUCAGAGGGAGAGCGAUCAAAGGAAUCAUCAGAGUGGCCAGCAAAGAAAUUACAAGAACAUGACGAGAGAGAGGAGGAUAGAGGCGAACGCCAGGGAGAGAACAAGAGUUCACACCAUCUCAGCUGCUUUUGAUACUUUGAGAAAGUCUAUCCCAGCUUACUCUCAUAAUCAGAAACUGUCGAAACUGUCUGUUCUGAGGAUUGCCUGCAGCUACAUCAUGACCCUCAGCAAAAUAGCCAAUACUCCGGAGGGCGAGGAAACGACUAGUUCAGCUCUCGGUACCUGUGUUGACAUGGUUUCCAGGACAAUCCAAACGGAGGGAAAAUUGAGAAAGAAGAAAGACGAAUAGGGGUUAAAGACUUUUGGUUUUCAAGGUCGGGGGAACUGGUGUCCUAGACCAAUGCAAGAUCACUCAAUGCUCAAUGACUUCGCCCAAUCUUGCUGUUAGGGUUAAGAUUUUUUUUCGCGAAUUUUGUUAAGAGGUUUGACAAUACUUUUAGGGUAGGGUGAGAGAAUCUGAAGACAAUAAUUGUUUGUUUUUGUUUUUCAAUAUUUCGGAGUUGGGAUCAUCUGUUUCCAAAGGAUCUGAUAAAAUUGGAGGAAAUUUGUGAUUUAAUGUUAAAGUUUAUUGAUAACUCAAACUUUGGAAUAUGUUUUAUGAGCUUUUUAGAAUUUACGGUUUAGAUGGAUAGGCUUACUUAUUCUUGUGGAAACAGCCAAAUUUGGGAUGAAAUCAUGCUUCCAGUUAUUCGUUGACUGACGCCAAGUACAAAAACUUCAACUGCUUUUUUAUUUUCUCGAGGGAAAAGUAUAGGAUACAUUUAGGGUAAUUGUCAAAGCUCCAUUGUAUAUAGUUGGAUGAUGUUAAGUCAGUGAAAACCGUCGGUGACGGUUUUUGUUAUUUUUAAGAAGGAUUUUCCGCAUAAGAUAUUAGUUUUAAUCCCAACGAGAUCUAACAUUCUUACGAUCUUAUUGACAAGAAAUUAUAUGGAUAUAUUAUAUUGAGCAAUAGAUUAUAUGAUCAUAUAAAUUAAAGUGCGUGCGCUUGAAUGGCGCUCAUGUCCUGUAUGUACCUUUCUACAGAUUGUAGAUUUAUUGCCAAGUGGUGUUUUUUUUUUCUCUUGAAUUUUAAUAUUUGAAAUUCAAUAAAACAAAGUGAUU